Molecule: messenger RNA, 3762 nt
Organism: Heterobilharzia americana
Lineage: Eukaryota; Metazoa; Platyhelminthes; Trematoda; Strigeidida; Schistosomatidae
Source: the annotation of a GenBank genome assembly
AUGACGCAAUCAUCAUACCUGAUGGCUUUUAUACGGAGUCUAAUGGAGAAUAGCUCUAUGGACAUCCGAGAAAAGAAAAAACGUCAACUAGAGAAAGAUUUUACAGAGACGGGAGCAGUUCUUAAUAUAUGUCUUACCGAAAAAUUUGGUGAUGUUAACAAAAUACUAAACACCUAUGGACUUGUUUCACAGCGUGUCAGGGAUAACAAAACUUCCGUUGCUAAAAUACAAAGGGACCUUAUAGAUUGUAAAAGUUUGUUAUAUUGCAACAGGGAGGAAUUAAGAAGACUCUGGCUAGAACUUGUUGAACAGAGACGUUGUUUAGAAUUGGUAGAUCAGGUGGAUCGUUUGCGUUCUACUCCAGAUGCAUUGAGCUGUUUAGUAGCUGCUCGCGCCUGGUCUGAAGCAACCUAUUUAAUGAUCAACUCUAGUUUUAUGCUUGAAUCUGAAAUCGCUUCAAUACCUGCAGUUCAAGCACUUAAAACUGAUAUGGCACAUAAAAACAAGUUUCUUAUAGAUGAGCUUAAGAAAGAAUUAAAUCGUUUAUUGUAUGAGAAACCGCUUACUCUGGCUUUAGAUUCACAAUCGAAGAAUUUUUCACGUGAUAAAUUGGAUACAUUUAAUUUUCGCAAGUCAAUAAAUUAUCCAUCUGACUCGAAAGAAUCUUCUAUCUCAUUGAAUACAGCUGCUGUUACACAUUUUGUUAGUUUACCGCUUUCUGAUUGGCAUAGUACAUCUGUUGAUGAACCAAUAGUUGAUACUAACCUCUAUAAAGAACCUCGUACAGUUGCAACAUCUAUUGCUCUAUCAUCAGCAGCUUCACAUGGAAAUAAUUCAAAUAUUCAUAGUCAACAAUCACAACAACAUACCACCUUAUCUCAUUCUGAUUGGAUACGAGAGAUUGUAGCUGUGGCACAUUGUCUUAUGCGUUUACGAAAAUUGUCACAGUAUCUUGGUGAUUGGCGGCCUCAAUCUCAUAUUUCACACAUCUCUGGAGUUAGUCAUGCUUUCUCAGCACCACUUAUUCUUGGUCAAGGUUUAGUUGGUGAAAUUCAUCGUUCAAUUGUUCUAAAAAUUAGUAAAACAAUUGAAAAUAGAGCAAUUGCUCAAAAUGAUACUACCCCAUUAUCAGAAAUGAAUUCUACUAGAUAUCUGAUUCAAUUAUUGGAGUUAGUUUUCGAUGCAUUAUUUAUGCAGGCUAGAGCAUGUCUGCUUGUAUUACGCACUGUGAAUACAGUUAAGCAAAAACAUAUUCGAGCUUCAAAUGAAUUAGAAGGUUUGACAAGUAAAUAUAUCUGGUCUUGUGUACAACAUGAGGUUUAUUGUAUUUUAUUAACACAUUUAGAUAAUAUUUCACCAGUUGAUUUGAAUGAAGCAUCACUUGCUUUAACUAAAAGUGGUUUACUUAAACUACAACUAUUCAAUAACAAUAAUAAUAAUAAUAUUGGUGAUAUUACAAGUUGUAAUGAUAAUUCAAAUCCUCUAAUGGAUCCAUCAAAAGUUGACUUGAAUACAUUAAUGGGUCGUAAACGAAUUGGUGCAUUUCACUUUCCAACUGGUUCAAAUACUACUUCUACUACUACUACUACGACUAAUACUACUACUACUACUACCAAUAAUAAUAGUAGUAAUAAUAAUGUUAAUACUACUGGAAAUACUACUAAUAUAAAAGAUACUCAAUUUAAUAAUGAUUAUCCUUCUUCAAUUAGUACUACUGGUAUUUCAAACAGUGGUAAUACUUCUGUUAUAAAUUCUACUACAAAUCAAAGUCAAAAUAGUGUAACUUUGUUUAGCUUUUCAAAUGCAUCACAUUAUCUUGGUAUAUCUAAUUAUCUGUCAGAGAAUCGUGUAAUGUCUAGUUUACCAGGUAUAGAGAAUAAAUCUGGACAAAAUAUUAUUGAGAAAUCAGCUCCAAUUUAUCCAUUGGUCUGUCGAUCAUCAGGUGAUAAUAUACUUAGUGUAUAUAAAAUGGUUAUGGAAUUUAUUGAAGCUGUUGAAUGGGAAAUGAUUAAGUAUGCAGAAUUUACAGGACUACAUUCUACAGGUUUUUUACAGUCAGAUGUUAAUAAUGAUGAUCGUCUAAAGUGUCAACUGCGUGAACAACUUAAAAAUUUCAUUGAAAAUACUUAUCUUCCUGGGAAACUUUCUUCUCUACGUAAUAAACUCCAAAGAUCAAUUAAUUCUCCAGAUGCUUUGACAUCAGUUGUGUCGCAACAGACUAUUCGUGAACUGAAUCUUAGCAGACCAAUUCUAAUGAUUGUUCAUACUGUGGAUCAGUGUCUCGAAGAAGUACGAAAAAUGUCUAUUGCUUUACCGGAAUAUGCAAAUGGUUGUCUACCGAUUGGUUUAACGAUAUUGGAUGAUUUUAUCACUGCUGCUUGGAGGUUGUAUAAAAGUAUAGGUGAAGUUGAAAAAGGUGGUGUUCUGGCUGUGCCCAGUUCUGAAUGGUCAAAAGAUGAUGAUGUCAGUCGAUUUUGGAAAAAAUUUCCUUCAUGGCAACGUAUGGCUACACAAGAAGCACGUUUAUUAGCUAAUAAUACAAUUAUGGAGAGUACAUUUAAUAAAAAACGACAUUGUACAACUACUACAAUUAAUGAUGAAACAUUAAAGAAUAAAUCAAUUGAUAUAUACAAUUCAUUAGAAGAACAAAAAUCGAUCAAUACUAGAGAUAAUAAAACUUGUGAUAAUGAUACUAUAAUUACACCAGUCUGUGCAAUUGCUUUAGGUUUAUACAACAAUGAUAUCAAUAGUAAUACCAAUACAACAGCUAUAAUACCAUUUGCUAAUGGAUUAGCAAAUCAUACAGAUAAUACAGAUAACGCUGAUAAAGGCUUAGAAUAUAUGCGUCUACAUGGAAUAAUUCAUGAACGUGAAGCAACAAGGCUAGCUGUUGCUGAAACUGAUCAACUAAUCCAUAUGAUAAAAGAUGAAUUGCCUGAGAGUGAUAAUAAAUCUGAUCAAAUUUUACCUACUCUACGUAAUAUUCAAUUAAUUAAAGUUUUAGGCCGAUUAAGUGAAUCCAUGUGUUGGCUUUGUCAUCGUGUACUGAAUUUAGAUACAUGGGUACAAGGAACUAAAAAUUAUCCAAUCAAAUAUAAUAGUAAUAAUAAUCGUAAUAAUUCAACUUCAAGUAAUGGACCAUAUUCAUCUAUGGGUUAUUAUCAAUCAUUUAUUUCUUAUGCUAAAGAAUUGAAUCGAUUCUCUGAAGCAUGUCUACUUAUGACCUAUUUAGAAGUUCGUAUACAAGCAUAUAAUUAUUUUGGUACACUACCAGAUGAUGUUACUUAUUGGUGUCCAUUGGAUGAUGUUGAUGUAGAUAAAUAUGUAACAGAUUUCUUAUCAUUUAUUGAACAAGUUAAAGAUUUAUCUAUACAUACAUUUAGUCGACAUAAAUUUCGAUUUAUUUUCGACGGUCUUGGAGAUUUUAUAUCACAACUUUUGCUACGUUUAAUUCCACAAAUUGAAAGAAUGAAUUCAAAUGGUAACAAGAAAAUGUGUCGAAAUGUUUAUCGAUUACAACAAGCAUUGACAACACUAACUGAAAGUCAUGAAUCUGAUUUAAUUCGUGUAAAACAACUAUAUGAAUUAUUCUUUUUAACGCCUGAAUCUGUUGUUAAUCGUUUAAUGGAACAAGGCACAGCAUUUGAUCAUACAGUUUAUGCAAAUCUCUUAAAUUUAUAUCGUCGUAGUCAUUCAACGUAUGCUUACUCGAAAAUUCAAAGUUGUAUAGCUCGAUUAGCCACAAUUACGCAUAGUGGAUAA